AUGAGUGAGGUGCCGAGACACAAAAAAAGGGUAAAAGUGCACGGCCAGUGUUCCUCCGACUGGAUAGUGCAGGCCUGCCUCGUGCAGAGCGUCUGGGAGGAUCUCGCGGGGCAGUGGCAGCGCUGCAGAGUCAGGCCUGCCGCGCAGACGACUUCCAUCGCCGGGAAGCCAGGGGGCGCCACCGCUCGCGAGUCCUCGGACACCGACGGCAGCAGGGACGGGCCGCCGGAGAAACGCAGGAGGCUGCUGCAGAGAUCGGGCGGCGGUCGAUCCGACGUCGUCCCCGAUACCAGUGCCGAUGCUGUAGCGGCAGCGGCGGGUUCUGAAGCCGGCCCAGCGAUUCCCAGGUAUUCGAGCAUCUCGGAGGUUCUCUCCAGCAUCGAUGAACAGAUGAAGCAGCUCGUCGAUACUCUAGAGUCGGCAUUGCAAGACGAGACGCAGCCUUUUCCGACCCGCACCUUCGAAGGGAUAUGCGUCCUCGUCGAGGUCGUGGUCGUUUCCAUGGCGACGCAUCGGAGCGAAUCUCGGACGACGUGGGAGUCGUGGAUGCCGAGUCGUAGCCUCGCCGCGAUAGUAGAGCUCUGCGCAUCCGUCGUAUGCCGUGCAGCCAGCAGCCAACCACCGGAGGUGGCCGUUAGCGCAUACAGCACUGCACUGCGAUUGGUCGGCGCUCUGCUCUACGUCACAGAUUUGGUCUCCGUGGAGAUGGACCAGCUUCAGGUGUUCACAUGGAUAGCAUCGCUGCCUUGGUUAAGUAACGAGACAUCCUGGGUGGACCUAAGACUUGGGAAUGCGAGUGAGGUUGGAGCCACCAGUGCCAAGCUAACUCCUCUGAUCGAUGUGAGUGUGCGGUGCAACUGCCUGUCAAUGAUGGCUCAGCUUCCUCGUGACGUCGCGCCCGGAUGGAGGACGCACGUGCUGCGUGUCGCCAUGAGCGACGGCAGCAGCGAGCUUCGCGCCGCGGCAACCAGGGGUGUGACCAGUCUGCUGCAGCGCCAUGGCAACGCAUCUCACCACCUUGUCUUCGACCUUCUCCAUCCACGGGUCGAAGAUUCUGACAAGAAGGUGCAGAUUGCAUUGGCUGAGAUGAUUGGCAGAACCGUCUGUGUGAUGGCAGGCACAUCUCGUUUCGUCAGGCCAGGAACGCCAGCGUUCGUUUCACCGCUGUGCCUACAGAUGGCGUUGCGGUGCGACUCAUGCGGCGACGGCGACGUGGGCCGGCUCCCCGCGCGCGACUCCCGGCGGCGGGAGCGGAGGAGACAGAGACAAGGACACAACUCGUCGAUCUAG
Molecule: messenger RNA, 1290 nt
Organism: Priapulus caudatus
Lineage: Eukaryota; Metazoa; Priapulida; Priapulimorpha; Priapulimorphida; Priapulidae
Exons: 10
Coding region: 1-1290 (429 amino acids)
Source: RefSeq, a predicted model, not a curated record